ACAUGGGAUUGCAUCAGAGGAACUAGUCUGUUUGCUUUUGUUCUUUCAUCUCUCAUCAAACGCUCGCUAUGUGCGAGACGACGGCGAAGCAAAAAUGUCGUCGACGACAUUUCGAGGAAUAUCUUUCCCAACGAUAUUUUUUUAUAAUCAGAUGCACGACGUGCUACCAACACAAUUACAUCAACAACCUGAAGCUAAAAAUCUCGUGCCGUCUCGUCGCAGUGCUGAUAGCCCUGUUCUCAACACGACCCUGUUAGAAUAAUUCGGUGUUCGAUCAAGGUUGCAGUAUAUUCAUAUUGAUAAGGCUGACACUUAUUACAACAGAAUAAAUCAUACAGCGUUUGUCUCACUCUUUUAUAAAUUGUCUUGCAGAUAGGUCGUUCAUUGGUAGAGAUUAGUGGUUGAUCCGAAACAGCACAAACAAAGCGCUAAGAGUUUGUGCUUAUUAAUCUACUGAUAAUAUAUUACUUUGAGUAUCGUUUUGGGAUUUAUAAAAAAGUGUGUCUUAACCACCGAAAAUGCAGAAAAUUUGUUUAGACAAAUCAUACCACAACUUUCGGCCUAGGUCAAGUGUGGUAUUACCAUUGCUAGUUAGUAAAUUGCGAAACAACAAAUAUUUAAACCGAUAUUUGGUUACUGUAGAAGAUAUUUUUCCCAAUAAACCGGAUUUUCCGUCGCGCCACAUCGGACCACGCAAAACGGAUGUCGUUACAAUGCUAAAUUCAAUUGGAUUAAAGUCGUUGGACGAACUAUCGGAAAAAGCAGUUCCCACUGCAAUCAAGUUCAAGCGUAUAUUGAACAUCGAGGACCCAUUGAACGAACACGAGCUGAUUGACAGAAUACGAGCCAUCGCUAAUAAAAAUGAAGUUUGGAGAUCUUACAUUGGUAUGGGCUAUUACAACUGUUUGGUACCUCACCCAAUUCUACGCAAUAUUUUCGAAAAUCCUGGUUGGACGACCCAAUACACUCCUUAUCAGCCUGAAAUAAGUCAGGGUCGGCUGGAAUCAUUAUUAAAUUUCCAAACAUUGGUAACUGAGAUGACGGGACUAGAAAUAGCAAAUGCAUCAUUGCUAGAUGAAGGAACGGCAGCCGCUGAAGCCAUGAGUCUAUGUCACCGCUACAAUAAGCGCAAAAAAAUAUUCAUUUCCCGCAAACUUCACCCACAAACAGUAGCAGUAGUCAGAACGCGUUUGGAGGCCCUUAGCAUAGAAGUACUAGUGGGAUCAGUUAAAGAAAUAGAUUUUGCUGAUCAUGAAAUCUCCGGUAUAUUGUUGCAGUAUCCAGAUACUUUUGGAGAUGUACAAGACUUCGAACAAAUUUCAGCUGAUUGUAAAAAGAACGGUACUUUGGUUGUAGUGGCAACUGAUUUGCUGGCUCUGACUUUACUGAGGCCUCCUGCAGAGUUUGGAGCAGACAUUGCGGUAGGAUCAGCACAAAGGCUCGGUGUACCUCUUGGCUACGGCGGUCCGCAUGCUGCUUUUUUUGCUUGUAGACAAAAAUUAACCAGACUCAUCCCUGGUCGGAUGAUUGGCGUAACUAGAGACAUGGAUGGCCAAGACGCCUAUCGACUCGCACUGCAAACUAGAGAACAACAUAUUCGAAGAGAUAAAGCAACUAGUAACAUUUGUACCGCCCAAGCUUUACUAGCGAACAUGUCAGCGAUGUACGCAAUUUAUCAUGGGCCGGAGGGCUUAAAAGGUAUAGCAAACAGAAUUCAUAACUGUGCCUUGACGCUUAAUGCUGGUUUGAAAAAAGCAGGCCACAUGCAGUUGAAUAAAGCCUUUUUCGAUACGCUACACAUUAUACCCCAAGGAAUAAGUACAACCGAAGUAAAAGCAAAAUCGGAGGCGAAAAAAAUCAAUCUACGCUACUUUGAUGAUGACUCGAUAGGUAUCUCAAUGGAUGAAACUGUGAAGACUUCAGAUAUUACCGAUCUGCUAUGGGUGUUUAGCUGCCCGGAUAUUGAAACUACUCUUGCUGAUCCAGCAUCUAGUGCCAUGUCGAUUCAUAAAACACAAUUCAAACGAACGUCUCCCUUUCUAACACAUCCAAUCUUUAACAAACACCACAGCGAGUCUCGCAUGGUUCGCUACAUGAAACAAUUAGAAAACAAAGAUAUAUCAUUGGUUCACGCAAUGAUACCUUUAGGUUCAUGUACCAUGAAAUUAAAUUCAACAACAGAAAUGAUUCCGUGUUCAUUCCGACAAUUUGCGGAGAUUCAUCCUUUUGUACCAGCUGAACAGGUCAAAGGAUAUGAACAUAUGUUUAAUGAACUACAAAAGGACUUAUGCGAAAUCACCGGAUACGAUAAGUUUUCUUUUCAACCUAAUAGCGGCGCACAGGGUGAAUAUGCUGGCCUUAGGGCUAUUCGUUGUUACCACGAGUCACGUGGUGAAAGCAAUAGAACUAUUUGUUUGAUCCCAAAUAGCGCUCAUGGGACGAAUCCAGCAUCUGCACAGAUGGCUGGAAUGAAAGUACAAGCAAUUCGAGUAAACAAUUACGAUGGCACCAUUGACACCGUACAUUUGAAGGAAAAAAUUGAAGAGCAUUCUAAGGAUUUAUCUUGCUUAAUGAUCACGUAUCCUUCCACUAACGGAAUUUUUGAGGAUAAUGUUGUCGAAGUGUGUGAAUUGGUCCAUAAACAUGGAGGACAGGUGUAUUUGGAUGGAGCGAAUAUGAAUGCACAAGUUGGACUUUGUAGACCAGGAGAUUUUGGUAGUGAUGUUUCUCAUCUAAAUCUGCACAAAACAUUUUGCAUUCCUCAUGGUGGAGGUGGUCCAGGAAUGGGUCCGAUCGGAGUGAAAGCUCAUCUGUCACCUUUCCUUCCCACUCACCCGGUCGUCGAUCCAUUAACUGGGUGCGAAAAUAAAAGCUUCGGAGUGGUCAGCGCUGGACCAUACGGCAGUUCCGCUAUACUACCUAUAUCGUGGGCAUAUAUUAAGCUGAUGGGCGGCCGAGGAUUGCGACGAGCAACUCAGGUUGCAAUUUUAAAUGCAAACUACAUGUCAAAACGAUUGGAAAAUUACUACAAAACGUUGUAUACCGACCCUAAAACCGGUCUCGUGGCACAUGAAUUUAUAAUCGAUGUUCGCGACUAUAAGAAAACUGCCAAUAUUGAAGCCGUUGACAUUGCUAAAAGGCUUAUGGAUUAUGGUUUUCACGCUCCGACAAUGUCAUGGCCAGUCACCGGCACACUAAUGGUGGAACCAACGGAAUCUGAAGACAAGGAAGAAUUAGACCGUUUCUGUGAAGCGAUGAUAUCGAUCCGCAAAGAAAUUCAAGAUAUCGAGGAAGGACGCUUAGAUAUAAGAGUUAAUCCAUUGAAAAUGGCCCCACAUACUCAAAAACAAACCAUCUCUUCCGAAUGGAAUCGACCUUAUCAUAGAGAGCUUGGAGCUUUUCCAGCGCCAUUCGUCAAGCCAGAGACAAAAGUGUGGCCUACCGUUGGAAGAAUUGAUGAUCUGUAUGGAGAUAAGCAUUUAGUGUGCACUUGCCCACCAAUGGUUCCCGACUAUGAAUAGUUCGCGUAUAGAUUGUAUGAAUAAAUGUUUUUUUUUUGCGAUAAAUAAUUAAA
Messenger RNA from Topomyia yanbarensis, 3574 nucleotides. Its product is annotated as glycine dehydrogenase (decarboxylating), mitochondrial. Lineage: Eukaryota; Metazoa; Arthropoda; Insecta; Diptera; Culicidae. Gene Ontology annotation, biological process: glycine decarboxylation via glycine cleavage system. Gene Ontology annotation, molecular function: glycine binding; glycine dehydrogenase (decarboxylating) activity; lyase activity. The coding region runs from base 519 to 3521 and encodes 1000 amino acids. The transcript is spliced from 5 exons. The record is from RefSeq and is a predicted model, not a curated record. Gene Ontology annotation, cellular component: mitochondrion; glycine cleavage complex.